Molecule: messenger RNA, 2870 nt
Organism: Purpureocillium takamizusanense
Lineage: Eukaryota; Fungi; Ascomycota; Sordariomycetes; Hypocreales; Ophiocordycipitaceae
Exons: 2
Coding region: 81-2660 (859 amino acids)
Biological process (GO): DNA-templated transcription; regulation of DNA-templated transcription
Cellular component (GO): nucleus
Molecular function (GO): DNA binding; zinc ion binding; DNA-binding transcription factor activity, RNA polymerase II-specific
Source: RefSeq, a predicted model, not a curated record
CAAACGUUUGCACGAUGAGCAACGCCUUUUUGUAGGUAGGCAGUGAUGAGACUGCCUCACAAUCGCUUCACGUCUCGGCCAUGGAGCCCAAGAGCUGCCUGGUCUGUCGCAAACGCAAGGUCAAAUGCGACCGCAACCCAGGGUCGUGUCGCAAAUGCGACAAGUUCGGGGCACAAUGCGCCUACGCGGCGGCGACGGCGGCCGAGGAGGAGCCCAACAACAGCAACAACAAGACACGUAGCGCGGCCUCCUCCUCCUCCUCCUACUCCUCCUCGUCCCAUUAUUCUUCCUCGCCAGCGUCACGGCGUCCGGGCGGCAGUGGCGGCAACCAAGCCAUCACAAAGGCCGGCCUCGCGCGGCGCCGCACCUCCCGGUCCUGCAUCGAGUGCCAGCGGACCAAGGCCAAGUGUUCGGGCGAGGCCCCGUGCUGCGGCAGAUGCGGCACGCGGGGCCUGCCUUGCCGCUAUCGUGACGCGGCGGGUAGCGGCGGCGGCGGCGACAACGGCGCAUAUCAUGAGGCCCCGCGCGCUUCACCAUCCCGCGCCCUCGUCGAUGCCCCCUGGAUGCCGCCGCCGUGGCUGCUGUCGCGCAGCUUGCCGUCCGUCCAUCGCGUGCGCCGACUGCUGGACGUGUACUUUUCCCUCGUCCACACCGUCCGGUGCCUAGGGUUCCUGCACAUCCCGACGUUUAUGGAGCGCUUCCGGGAGGACAACGACGAGGAGGAGGAGGGGGUCGCAUACCAACAAGACUCGUCGGGACUCGUCCACGUCAUGUGUGCGCUCGCCGCGCCCUUUUACUGCGCCCACAUCACCGCCUCUUCCUCUUCCUCCUCUUCUUCUGCGGACGAAGACGACGGCAGCCUCCCGCCGGGCACGCGCUUCCACGAGGCCGGACGGGGCUGGGCGGCGUCCGCCAUGGAGCACCUGCUGGCCAACUUUGGCAGCGCCGCCGUCGAGUGCCUCAUGGCGGCGGUGCUGCUGCACGAGCACCACCUGCGGGUGGGCGAGCACGCCAAGGCCCUGCUCGUGUCGGGCAUCGUCGCGCGGCACGUGCAGAUCCUGCAGCUCAACGUGGAGCACGACGACGACGUGCUGUGCGAGCGGCGGCGGCGCCAGGAGGGCCCCGGCGCUGCUGCUGCUGGUUCUGCUGGUUCUGCUGCUGCCGGUGCUGCCGGUGCCGCCAUGUCGAUGAACUGGGCCGUUGUCAAGGAGUCCCGGCGGAGGCUCUUCUGGGCGUGCUACCUGCAGGACGCCUUCAUCGAGUGCGGCAUCGACCAGCUGAGGUUCAUAUCCGCCGACGACGCGCAGGUCCAGCUGCCCUGCCGCGAGGACGACUUCAUCAGGGGCACGCCGCGCGUCACGGAGAUGCUGCGCCGGGGCACGGUCCUGCCGUUUGUUGUCGACGAGAGAAGGGACAACGACGGCGACGACGUGAGGGACCUUCGUCGUUGUCAUCAUCAUCAUGAGGGCGGCAGCAGCGGCAGCAGCGGCGCGGCGAACCUCGACCUGAGGGCGUUUUACAUCCGCGCCAUGUGGACGCGCUCGCGGGUCCUCAAGUACGUCAAGCACCUCGACGGCGACGUCCCCUGGAGCGCCAAGCACGACUCGCGCUUCCAGCAGCUCGACGCGGAGCUCGCAGACACGGAGGCGUCCAUCCCCGACGCCCUGCGCAUGACGCCCGCCAACGUCUACCUGUACAAGGCGUCGGGCCGCCUCAACGUGUUCUUCGGGCUUCACAUCGUGCUCGCGCAGACGUUCAACGACCUCUACCGCGUCGGCGUCUCGGGCCUCGUCUUCCCCCCCUCGGCGACGACAUGGAUCCGCGACAACGCGCCGCCCGACUUCCUCGCCCGCUGCCACCGCGUCUGCGCGGCCAAGGCGGCCCACAUCGCCGGCCUGCUGGACGACCUGUACAGGUGCCACAGGGAGAGCAUGGUGGACGUGCCGUUCGCCAUGCACGCGCAGGUGUGUAGCGGCGUGCUGGUCACGACGCUCGCCUCCUGGAUGAUGAUGGGGCGGCGGCGCUUAGACGACAUCGCACAGCCGCUGCUGCCGGGCCGCCGGGUGUUUGACGACGACUACGCGCGCAUGCUGGAGAGCAACGUGCGGGUGCUGCGACACCUGCGGCGCUACAUGAAGGUGGACCUGUUCGUCGAGUCCGCGACGCAGGCUCUCAAGCGCUUCGAGAAACUGAGGGAGAAGCAUCAGCAGCAGCAUCAACAGCGUAGUCGGAACGAAGGAGGGGCCGGGCCGGGCGACGAGGACGGAGAGCAGCCGGCCCACGACGGCGAGACCGUGCAGCACCCGCGGCAGUUUUCGCUGGACUACAUCCUGAACCCGCUGGGCGUGUAUCCCAUUGCGCGGACGCAGGCCAGCGAGAGGCACAAGCCCGAGGAGUUUGCCUCUGCUGCUCCUGCUCCUGCUCCUGCUCCUGUCGCGCGGCCGUUGACACCGAGCAGCGCCACGGACCCGAGGGGGCAGCAGAGCGCCGAGGAGCUGAUGGUGCUGGAUGACGCAUUUCGCGGCAGUGCUGGCACAUGGGACUGGUCGCAGGUGCCGUUCUUGGAGAACAUGGGAUACCCGAUGUUUCUCGAGAAUGAUGGCCUGGAGCACGGCGCUCUGUUGUACAACGGAGGAGCCGCUGGUAUGAUGCAGCUAUAGCUCAAGAGCAACUGGUGUAUCUGCUCUGACCCAGUGGGAUGUCACCAAUGUAGCUGAAGGCAACGGACGGUUUCUCAUAACGAAUGGCCGACGUGGUUCAGCUAACAGUUGAGUAUACGAUGGGUUGACAUGUCCCCCGCGUCAAGUGUGUGACCGUCCGUGGCGGACUUUUGCCAUCGAUGUCGGCAGCCAAUGUAUGUAGAAUUGAGG